UGCAGCAAGGGGCUACAGCCUCAGGUAGCUCAGGUGCUUCUGAUUAGGAGAAGUGGUCUGUGUUUUGAGUUGUUCUGUGAGAUCGUGGGUUUUGUGUGUAUCAAAGGACAAACUGUGGGCCUUUUUCUGCCUCAACCGAGAGAUUAAAAGUUAUUAGAAGCGACGGAUGGACUUGAUUGGUAAGUAAACGCCAUGUUAUGAAGUUAUUGGAGCUCCGUUUGUUUGGAGCACAUGUCUAAACAACACUCAGCAGCCACCAGCGGCUAAAAGGAGGACGUCAGUCACUACAAUUAAGUCAAAAACUGUUUCAUUGUGGAUCAUCGUCGUCAAACCACCUAUGCCAGCCAAAGUUUGAGGGAGCCACUGGAGAGGAGCUAAAGAGCCUCAGGUUGCUGACCCCCGAGAUAGGUCGUCAAGGCAGCGACUCUCGCGAGAGUUUUGCACGAGCUUUUGCGGGUUACCCUGCAGACAGGACCCAAGACCGGCGACAGGCUAAAUCUGUGGAAGUGUGCUGGUAGGCGGCUAGAAAGUCCUACGAUUUAUCUCCCAACUCAUGUAUUAAUGACAUACUCAAUGUCUCAAAUCGGAUAAACGCCCACUAAUAUAGGAAACUGGGUGUGUUGGCUAACUAAGCGAGCUAACGUGAGCUGACUACAAAGGGGAUAUUAGCUAGCCAUGCUAACUAGCUAGCUGCUGCUACAACACUGUAUCUAUAGUUACACCGGAAUCAUGAGUGAAGAUGACAACUCGGCAUCCGCAAACAAAGACAAGGAGUCGACUCUCUUGCUCACUAAAGACGGACAGAGGUACUACGUGAGUAAGAGCGGAGUGGUCGACAGUAGAAAUGUGAUAACGCCGCACGAACCGGAGAACAACGUCUCCUCCUCUUACGACAUGGAUGAUCCGGACGAGGAGAGCGACGUGUUGGACACUUCGGAUCCCAGAGACAGCGCCGCCAGCCCGGAGGAACUCAACGACGAGGACACGUCGGAGGGCGACAGCGCUCCCAAACAGUGCACCUACGAGGGAUGCACGGAGACCACCACGCAGGUGGCCAAGCAGAGGAAACCCUGGAUGUGCAAGAAACACCGCAACAAGAUGUACAAAGACAAGUACAAGAAGAAGAAGAGUGAUCAGGCCAUGUCCAGUGGCAAACUUGAUCAGGAAAACUCAGAGGAGCGGCCUGUGUCUGUGAACAAACAGCGACUGGGUGCCAUGGGGGACCGGCCAGCCAGACCCUCCCUGAUAGAACAGGUCCUCAACCAGAAAAGAUUGUCGCUGCUCAGAAGUCCCGAGGUGAUCAGCUUCUUGCAGCAGCAGCAGCAGCUCCUUGCCACACAGAGCCGCAGCCAAUCACAACAACAGCAGCAGUUCCAGGGCUGUUGACGCCGGCCGGUCAGUGUUUUACCUUAGUAUUUGUGAUGUAUAGAGAGCACUGAAGAAACACUGGCAUAUCAUGCGUUAAUGGAUAGUAACCGUACACUGUAAAAAAUGAAUUUCCCCAGCCAGACAGCCAUGCCGAUUAAAGAAUAACAUGGUAAUCAAGGGACGUUUUUAAGGCGUAGUGAGACUGGUUGACUAAACUAGGGCUACGUUCACAUUACAGGCAAAUGUGGCCCAAAUCCGAUUUUUUUUUUCACACUGAUGUUAGAUAUGGGUCACUUCAAACAUGAAUGUCUAGGCAAUGAAUGUAGCCCAAGUGAACUGAUCUAAAUCCCUUAAAAGGCGUGAAUUUCU
Molecule: messenger RNA, 1737 nt
Organism: Sebastes umbrosus (honeycomb rockfish)
Lineage: Eukaryota; Metazoa; Chordata; Actinopteri; Perciformes; Sebastidae
Product: regulatory factor X-associated protein
Exons: 4
Coding region: 730-1386 (218 amino acids)
Biological process (GO): regulation of transcription by RNA polymerase II
Cellular component (GO): nucleus
Source: RefSeq, a predicted model, not a curated record